UAUGUUUUCGAUUUUCUUUCAUGUGCCGAUUAUUCAACUUGUUUUGAAGUUCACAUAUCAUUGCAUUAAUUCGAGCUUAAUUUAGUGAAUAACAAAUUGUUAUAAGAUAUAAAUAAAAUGAUUGCCUUACGAGCUCUCUAUCCGGGUGUCCGACAAUUCAUAGUUAAUCCCGCGAUACCAAAUCAAACAGCAUUUUUUAAGCAUUCACUGAAAACCCUCACUGUUGGAGGACUUCCUUCCAUUAGUAAGCAUUUCAAUCGCACAUUUGCCUCAGCAAAAACGCCAGAAUCUGAUGAAACUCUAAUCUAUCACGGAUCCCUCGCACCUCGCAUGAAAGCAGUCAAAAUCUUUUCACUCACCACCAGUCUUACCGGGCUUGCCGCCCAACCGAUUCUCAUGGAACAAGGAAUGAAGAUAGGUGGCACCGGAAUGGCAGUGGCUCUAUGCACAGUUGCUGGAUUCUUUACAUUUGUGACACCUUUGCUGUUGCAUUUCAUCACCAAGAAAUACGUCACCGAGAUUCAUUACAAUGCUAAGACCGACGAGUAUACCGCGACGACAAUAUCCAUUUUAUUGUAUAAAAUUAAGACAAAGUUCAGGCCGAGCGAUGUUACAGUUCCAGACGUACCAGGGAUGUUCACAUCCUUCAAAGUCAAAAACAAACCUCUGUUCAUUGAGCCAACCUUGUUCGACAACACCGACCACUACGUGAAGAUCAUGGGCUACGACAAACCGAUCGACUUCAAAUUGAACGUGCAACCAGAAGAAACCAACAACCAAAUGCAAACACCCACACAGGGAAGUCAAAGUAGCCAAAAAGAAAGUAGAAAGUAAAUCAAAAUCUAUCUUGUUUAUUGUUGAAGUAAAUAUAAAGAAAAAAGUACACAAACGAAACAAAAAAACAGUUCCCAAGAA
Molecule: messenger RNA, 915 nt
Organism: Eupeodes corollae
Lineage: Eukaryota; Metazoa; Arthropoda; Insecta; Diptera; Syrphidae
Product: transmembrane protein 70 homolog, mitochondrial
Exons: 2
Coding region: 118-834 (238 amino acids)
Biological process (GO): mitochondrial proton-transporting ATP synthase complex assembly
Cellular component (GO): mitochondrial membrane
Source: RefSeq, a predicted model, not a curated record